This is a messenger RNA of Alosa sapidissima (American shad), 1979 nucleotides long. RefSeq names its product tonsoku-like protein. The transcript is spliced from 12 exons. Lineage: Eukaryota; Metazoa; Chordata; Actinopteri; Clupeiformes; Clupeidae. The record is from RefSeq and is a predicted model, not a curated record. Gene Ontology annotation, molecular function: protein binding. Bases 1 to 1755 code for a protein of 584 amino acids.
AUGUGGAAGCGCGAAAGUCUUUGUGAGGUGGAGGUCCAUUUCUUCCAGGCCCUGGUCCCCGAGGAGGAGUACUUGGCCGACGACUGGCUGGAGGACGACCUGGGCGAGAUGCAGCCCAAGAAGAAGAGGAAGAUGGCGUCUGAGCUGGAGGGCAGGAGAGAGAACGGCGAGCCUCUAAGCCUACGCACCUCCUCCAAUAGGGGUCUCUUGAUGAAGAAGGGCCAGGCUAAGGCGAGGCAGGUGAAGAUGACCCAGCUCUCUGGCAUGGUGAUGCUGGGCCGCAGAGAGGUCAGUAGGUCACCCAGCCCCACCAUCACCCAGGACGACGACCCCAUGCAGUUCACGGCUAUGCACCAGCACAGUGUGCCUGCCCCAGCCGUUGCUGCCCCGAUGCCUGCACCUAUCAGGAUGAGGGUCAGAGUUCAGGACAACGUCUUUCUCAUUCCAGUUCCACACAGCACGGCCGACUCCUGCACCGUGUCUUGGCUGUGCGAGCAGGCAGCCCAACGCUACUACCAGACCUGUGGCCUCCUGCCACGCCUCUCGCUGCAGAAAGAGGGCGCUCUGCUCGCACCGCAGGAUCCCCUCCUGGCUGUCCUGCACACCAACGAGGAGGUUGUUGCCAAAGUGUGUUCCUGGGACCUGCCCCCUCUGCCUGAGCGCUACCAGAAGGCCUGCCGCAGCCUGGCUGUGGACGAGAGUGUGCGUGUGUUGCGUCUGUGCGAGGCGCAGGACGGCAGCUCCUCGGUGAGCGUGUGUGGACUCAGCCUGGCCUCGACGGCCCUGGCCCCCCUGCUGCACGCCCUCAAGCUCCAGGCCAGUCUGACGGAGCUGCGGCUCGCCGCCAAUCGCCUCGGUGACGGCCUCCUCCCUGAGCUGGUGGCCGCCGUGGCCACUAUGCCCAGGCUCCGCCUGCUGGAUGUGUCGGCCAAUCUGAUCACCGGAGAAGGGCUCAAGAAGGCUGCUAAUUCGCUGGAUGGGAAGAGUCAGCCCACCUUCCCAUGCCUGGAGGAGCUGAACCUCAGUAUGAACCCACUGGGCGAUGGACACACCCAGGCUCUGGCCUGCCUACUGUCAGCAUGCCCCCUGCUGGCCACUCUGUCCUUGCAGGGCUGCAGCCUCACCGCACGCUUCCUGCAGCAACACCGCCUCCUGCUGGCCAGCGCCCUGACCGGCACUGGGCACCUGAGGACUAUGACGCUAUCCCAUAACUCCCUGGGCUCCACGGGCUUUGAGUUGGUGUUGAAGACGCUACCCCUCCACCUCCUCUCCCAUCUCCACCUGACCGCUGUGUGCUGCGGGCCAGCUGACCAGCCAGCUCUGGAGCUCCUUGCCACGCAUCUCGCUCAGAACGACUGCUCACUUACCCACCUCAGUCUGGCCAGCAAUGGAUUGUCUGACCACAGUGUUGCCUCCCUGGCCAGAUGCUUGCCUGUCUGUCCCUCACUGGUGUCCUUGGACCUGUCGGCCAACCCGGACGUGACGUCCGCUGGUCUUCACAGUCUUCUGAUGGCUCUGCGGGAGGCCCGGCGGCCCCUGGUCCAGCUCAACCUCCAGGGGUGUCAGGUUGCUGGUCCCUGGAAUACUAUUUGCUUGGAUGACCUUGCCAAAAACGUCCGGGACUUGUCUCUUUGCUCCCAGAGGCUCAACAAGCUGGACCAGCAGGCCUUGCAGCAGAGCUGGCAUUUGCAGGGGAGUGGCCGAACGCUUCUCCGUCAGUCCAAGUGCAUGAUGAGCACGACCGGACCCAUAUGAACACCACCAGAAGCAAAACAUGACCUUCCAGUGCUUUCCUAAUAGUUUCCAGGUUGGAACACAGCCCCUCCCCUUUUAUUACUGUAUAAAUGUAAAGUAUUCCUCUUGUGUAAUACAAUGUUUAAUUAGACACACUAUUACACGUCAUUGUGUUUUUGGAUAUGUUGUAUUUAAGUGGUUUUGAAUGUUUAAGAAGAAAUGCUAUUAAACUUUAUCAAGUGUCA